AUGUCGAAGAAUCCAUCGCAUCCGUCGUCGACGACGCGUCCGACGUCGACGUCGUGGGAGACGCACCGCGCGCCGGACGGACGGACGUAUUACUACGACCCCGUGACGAAGCGAUCGACGUACGAGAAGCCGGAGGAGAUGAUGAGCGUGAUGGAGCGCGCGGAGGCGUCGACGCGGUGGCGGCGGUUCGAAACGCCCGCGGAGAGCGAUGGAAAGCCGGGAAGGGAGUACUGGGCGCACCAAGGGACGGGAGAGACCACGUGGGAGGUUCCGAGGGCGAUCGUGGAGGUGAGAGAGGCGGUGCGAAGGGCGGAACAGAAGAAGGCGAGCGGAGGCGGCGAGCGCGGGGCGAAGAGCGAACCGGGACGGACGGACGAGGAAUCGUUGACGAUCGUGCGACCGACGUACGCGUCGGUGGAGGAGGCGAAGGAGGCUUUCAAGAAGAUGCUCGCCGAUCACGGCGUUCGUGGGUCGACGAAGUGGGAGGAGGUGGUGAAUCGCUGCAAGGCGGAUGCGCGUUUCGGUGCGCUCGGAUCGACGGGCGAGAAGAAGCAGUGUCUGAACGAGUAUCAGCAGGCGCGAGCGAAGAUGGAGCGCGAGGCGCGCAGAAUAGCGGAGAAGAAGGCGCGAGAGGCGCUUCGAACGCUUUUGGAGGAGCGGAGGGAGCGUUUGGGGUUGACAUCGAGCUCGAGGCUGACGAGAGACGGGCCGAUUGAGGAGGCGCUUCGGGACGAUCCGAGGUGGCGAGCGAUCACAGACGCACGCGAGCGGGCGGACAUAUUCGAGGAUUUUACCCGCGAUUUACGUAUUCGAGAGCAGCGUGAGCGCGAGCGGAGCAAGACGAACCGCGCGCAGUCGUUCAAGGAGUGCUUGUUGGAGGCCGGCGCGACGGCGGAGUCGCUGUGGCGAAAAAUUCGAGGCGUCGUCCAGCACGACGAGCGAUACACAUCGUGCGAGCCGGUCGAACGCCUGGAGGUGUUCGAGAAGCUACUUCGUGAGUUACAAGUCAAAGAGGAGGCAAAGGUCGAGGCUGAGCGCGCGGCCACGGCGAGGUCGGAGCGCAAGCGAAGGGAGGCUUUCGUCGAGCUCCUGAAUGAGGCGAAAUCCGACGGAGUCAUCGAGCCCAGGAUGCCUUGGAAAUCCUUCGUCCCUCGCAUCGAAAACGACCAGAGGUACACGAACGCGUGCGAAAACAUCGACGGCAGUCGUCCACGGGAGCUCUACGAGGAUGUCAUCGAUGAGAUCGAGGACGAGAUCGAUCAAAAGCUCGACGAUUUCGAGGACUUGCUCCGGGAAGGGUACAAGGCGCGCGAGCUCUUUGGCAACACCACGUGGGAGAAGGCUGAAAAACUGUACAGGCACGACAAAGCGUGGAAAGAGGCGCCCAAGGAAGAGGCGAAGAAGCUCUUCGUGAAGUUCAUCGCCAAGGUGUUUCGUCGUGAACAAGAGAAGGAGCGGCUACGCAGGGAGGAGCGCGACGGCCGCAACGAGCGAGACGAGAGGUCUUUGAAAAAAUCGCGCCGCGAUCGAAGUCGUAGUAGGUAUUAA
This is a messenger RNA of Ostreococcus tauri, 1548 nucleotides long. Its product is annotated as Pre-mRNA-processing protein PRP40. Gene Ontology annotation, biological process: mRNA cis splicing, via spliceosome. The coding region runs from base 1 to 1548 and encodes 515 amino acids. Gene Ontology annotation, cellular component: U2-type prespliceosome; U1 snRNP. Gene Ontology annotation, molecular function: protein binding; RNA binding. Lineage: Eukaryota; Viridiplantae; Chlorophyta; Mamiellophyceae; Mamiellales; Bathycoccaceae. The record is from RefSeq and is a predicted model, not a curated record. The transcript has a single exon.